CACGCGACACUAUCGCGUUAAAGACUUUGCGGCUCAUGUGACGGUAAUAAUUCGCAAGUACAACGGAGAUCGUCAAAGAAUUGCUCCGUAAUUCCUGCGCGUCCACCGACGUGCUGGAAAAUUGUGCUGCCUCCUCAACAAGAAUUACGCGAGCUCGUAUCAAACGCAAACGUAACGCAGGCUUGACGACGGGGGUGGACAAGCAGACAACGUAACGUCAUCCGAUGAAACUUUGAUUGGAUCAACGUAGCACGACUUCCUCGCGAACUUCAUGCACUCGACACAUCCAUAGGUGCGAUCUGCUCACUUACUCUGCUCGAGAAAGAAGGAAGAAGAAACAUCAGUGUAGAAGACUAAAAGCGCGCUAAUUGGAACGAUGGAUUCGGAGGAAGAAACGCUUUAUGAUGACGUUGACUCCGGCAACGAGUCGAGUGGCGACGACGUUGAUUUUGCUAUGGAAAUAGAGUCUGGUAAUCCACGGGAACGAGCUACCGAUGUCGACGAAUAUCCCUUUGAAGUACUUUCUACAGAAGAGAUUGUGCAGCACAUGGUUGACUCCAUAAAGGAAGUCAACACUGUUGUCGAAAUACCAGCUACUACCACACGUAUUUUAUUAAAUCACUUUAAAUGGGAUAAGGAAAAAUUGAUGGAACGAUUUUACGACGGUGAUCAGGAAAAGUUGUUUGCCGAGGCACGUGUUAUUAAUCCGUUUAGGAAAGGUCCUUUGAUAAGCAGAAGUCGGUCCUCUCAAAGCUCGUUAGUAAACCCUAAAAGACCGACAAAUGGAACGGAGGAAUGUGGCAUCUGUUUCAUGAUCUUGCCAUCCUCAAUGAUGACCGGUCUGGAAUGCGGACAUCGUUUUUGUACCGGUUGUUGGGGUGAAUACUUGACAACUAAGAUCAUGGAAGAAGGAGUUGGACAAACAAUAGCAUGUGCUGCUCACGCGUGUGACAUUUUAGUCGACGAUGCCAGUGUUAUGCGACUUGUCAAAGAUUCCAAAGUUAAAUUAAAAUAUCAACAUUUAAUCACCAAUAGCUUUGUUGAAUGCAAUAGGUUACUGAGAUGGUGCCCUUCUCCUGAUUGCAAUAAUGCCAUUAAGGUACAGUAUGUAGAAGCAAGACCAGUCACUUGCAAAUGUGGACACAUCUUCUGUUUCCACUGUGGCGAAAACUGGCACGAUCCUGUAAAGUGUCAUUUACUUCGUAAGUGGAUUAAAAAAUGCGAUGAUGAUUCUGAAACAUCAAACUGGAUCGCUGCUAAUACAAAGGAGUGUCCCAAGUGUAAUGUUACUAUUGAAAAAGAUGGCGGAUGUAACCAUAUGGUUUGCAAGAAUCAAAAUUGUAAAACUGAAUUUUGUUGGGUAUGUCUUGGACCUUGGGAACCACAUGGUUCUAGCUGGUAUAAUUGCAACCGUUACGAUGAAGAGGAAGCUAAAGUAGCCAGAGAUGCACAAGAAAAAUCCAGAUCAGCUUUACAGAGAUAUUUAUUUUAUUGCAAUAGAUAUAUGAAUCAUAUGCAAUCAUUAAAGUUUGAAAGUAAAUUGUAUGCUAGUGUAAAAGAGAAGAUGGAAGAAAUGCAGCAACAUAACAUGUCGUGGAUUGAGGUACAAUUUUUAAAAAAGGCAGUUGAUAUUUUGUGUUCCUGUAGACAGACUCUCAUGUACACUUAUGUUUUCGCUUAUUAUGUGAAAAAGAACAAUCAAUCUGUGAUUUUUGAAGAUAACCAAAAAGAUCUGGAGAGUGCUACAGAAUGCCUCUCUGAAUAUCUUGAAAGAGAUAUCACGAGUGAAAAUCUGGCAGAUAUUAAACAAAAGGUUCAGGAUAAAUAUAGAUACUGCGAUAGCCGAAGAAAAGUGCUUUUAGAACAUGUCCAUGAAGGGUAUGAGAAAGAAUGGUGGGAUUAUAAGGAAUAGAGGAAUCUUGUUAGUUUCAUUUUUUGGGGUGAUACAAGUCCUCUUCCUUCCCACCUCUGCCCCAACUGUGAUAAACCAAGAAAGAGUUAACAAGAGACAAAAAUGGAGCUUGUCACAAAGUGAUGAACGUGUUAUAUGCACUUUAUAUAUAAUAUGCUCUGUGGCAC
Messenger RNA from Cyphomyrmex costatus, 2079 nucleotides. RefSeq names its product E3 ubiquitin-protein ligase ariadne-1 (gene ari-1). Gene Ontology annotation, biological process: protein ubiquitination. The record is from RefSeq and is a predicted model, not a curated record. Lineage: Eukaryota; Metazoa; Arthropoda; Insecta; Hymenoptera; Formicidae. The coding region runs from base 377 to 1912 and encodes 511 amino acids. The transcript is spliced from 8 exons. Gene Ontology annotation, molecular function: ubiquitin-protein transferase activity; zinc ion binding.